UCACACCAGUCACGCAGUAGAAUCAGGAAAACGUGCCUUCAGUCGCGCUAGCGCUCAUCAUUUACUGCUCGAACGCCACCGGAGAAUCCAACCACCUGCGGCUGGCAACACAUUCGCUCUCUUCCUCCGCGACAACACACACGCACACCAUCCGAACUACCGACACACACCGAGCUUGACUUUUAGAAGAUGGCCGCCUACAAGCUGGUGCUUAUCCGCCACGGCGAGAGCGAGUGGAACCAGGAAAACCGCUUCUGCGGAUGGUUCGACGCGGACCUGAGCGACACGGGCGUCAAGGAGGCGAGGCGGGGUGGCAAGGCCCUGAAAGAUGCGGGGUAUGAGUUUGAUGUGUGCUUCACGUCGGUGCUGAAGAGGGCCAUCCGUACCCUGUGGCUGGUCCUGGAUGAGUCGGACCAGAUGUGGGUCCCCGUGCACCGCACCUGGAGACUCAACGAGAGGCACUAUGGUGGCCUGACGGGGCUAAACAAGGCGGAGACCGCAGCCAAGCACGGAGAUGAGCAGGUGAAGAUCUGGAGGCGAUCCUACGACACCCCCCCUCCCCCCAUGGACGAGGCACACGACUACUACACAGCCAUCAGCAAGGACCGUCGCUAUGGUGACCUGUCAGCUGACCAGCUGCCGGCAUGUGAGAGCCUUAAGGACACCAUUGCUCGGGCCCUACCCUUCUGGGACGACGAAGUUGCGCCGCAGAUCAAGCAGGGCAAGAGAGUCCUCAUCGCAGCCCACGGAAACAGCCUGCGCGGUAUCGUCAAGCACCUCGAAGGCAUGUCCGAGGAGGCCAUUAUGGAGUUGAACCUGCCCACCGGUAUCCCCAUCCUGUACGAGCUGGAUAAGAACCUGAAGCCCGUGAAGCCCAUGCAGUUCCUUGGGGACGAGGAGACCGUACGCAAAGCCAUGGAGGCUGUGGCAGCACAGGGCAAGGCCAAGAAGUAGACACCUGGGACCUGUCUGUCUCCUCUGAACGUGUGAGUGUGAGUGUGUGUGUGUGUGACUGCGUGAGUGUGUGUGUGUGUGUGUGUGUGUGUCAGAGAGACUGUGAGGAAGCCAUGAAGACCAUUGCAGCACAGGGCAAAGUCAAGAUGUAAGACGACCAACAGCACUGAGUGUGUGUGUGUGUGUGUGUGUGGGGAGGGUGAACAAGACCAAGAUGUGGACGAUGUUUCACCUUUGACCUCUGGCACUGGAGAGGACACCAGCCCCUGGCCAUCAACAACACCGUGGGUGUGUGUGUGCGAACCAUGUGUGAGACAGCAAGAGAGAGUGUGUGUGUGUGUGUUGGGGAGUGGGGGGCUGGCCUAGGGAGGGAAAGUGCAUGGUAACAUGAUGGUGACGUAACUGAGUUUUACUUCUAAUUAAUAUUUAUUGACCAACUGUGUUUAUGUAGAGAGGGACCAUAACCACAUGCAUACACACACACUCAGGUGCACACGAACACACACACACACACACACACACACACACACACACACACACACACACACACACUAGUCAUUCCUCUUGAUGGACAUGGCCAUCAACCAUCAAGUUUAUGUUAAACUGCCUACACAAACACAAGUGUAUCAUUCCUGUCUAUGUGUGUGUAUUUGGGCCAACAGUAAUGUGUAAUUCGUCUGUUGUGGGAAGAUUGUGAAAAUCAAUAAUAAAUGUUUAUGGCCCGCUUAUGGGCUCAUCCCCUGA
Molecule: messenger RNA, 1698 nt
Organism: Engraulis encrasicolus (European anchovy)
Lineage: Eukaryota; Metazoa; Chordata; Actinopteri; Clupeiformes; Engraulidae
Gene: pgam1a
Product: phosphoglycerate mutase 1a
Exons: 5
Coding region: 190-954 (254 amino acids)
Biological process (GO): glycolytic process
Molecular function (GO): intramolecular phosphotransferase activity
Source: RefSeq, a predicted model, not a curated record